Messenger RNA from Melozone crissalis (California towhee), 1026 nucleotides. RefSeq names its product G protein-coupled receptor 55 (gene GPR55). Gene Ontology annotation, molecular function: G protein-coupled receptor activity. The record is from RefSeq and is a predicted model, not a curated record. NCBI's taxonomy places the organism in Eukaryota, Metazoa, Chordata, Aves, Passeriformes, Passerellidae. The coding region runs from base 1 to 1026 and encodes 341 amino acids. The transcript has a single exon. Gene Ontology annotation, cellular component: membrane. Gene Ontology annotation, biological process: positive regulation of Rho protein signal transduction; phospholipase C-activating G protein-coupled receptor signaling pathway.
AUGACCAACAGCAGUGAGAAUUGCAAUUUCACAGCCAUUGACAACCUGGCAUGGAGCGUGCAGCUGGGGCUCUCCAUCCCCACCUCCAUCCUGGGGCUGGUGCUCAACAUCCCGGCCCUGUGUGUGUUCUGCAGCUUUUGGAGGAAUCAGAGCAAGACCUCGGUGUACAUGAUCAGCCUGGUGCUGGCAGACAUCCUGCUGCUCCUCUCGCUGCCACUAAAGCUCUACUUCUCUGCCGCAGAGGCGCCUGGCCUGCUCUGCUCCUUCAUCCAGGCUCCUUACUUCGUCAACACCUACAUCAGCAUCUUCAUCAUCGUCUGCAUCACUGUGGACAGGUACACCUGCAUUAAGCACCCCUUUGAAGGGCGAGCUAAUCAAUCCCCCAGGUGGGCCGUGGUCAUUUGCUGCUUCAUCUGGGCAGUAGCUUGGAUCUGCAGCAUCCCAAUUUUUGUGUUUCAGAAGAAGGAACCUAGGAGAUGCUUUCACAACAUGUCAAGCCAGACAUGGAGUGUCCCCUACAUUGUUUCUGUGGAAAUAUUUGGGUUUCUGAUCCCGCUUGCUGUGAUGGUUUUCUGCUCUGCUCAAACCAUCUGGAUUCUCCUGAAUCGCAACACUCAUGACAAAAAGAAGGAGGAGGAAGAGAGUGGCUCAUUGAGAGUAAUUGUCAUCAACCUGGUGGUGUUCCUGGUGUGCUUCACGCCCGUCCACCUCGGGAUCCUGCUGCAGUGCCUGGUGAGGCAGCACGUGAUCGUGGGCUGCAGGGUCAGGCAGACCAUCAGCCUCUUCCUCCAGGUGUCCAUGACAUUUGCCAACCUGAACUGCUGCCUUGAUGCCAUCUUCUACUAUUUUGCUGCAAAGGAAUUCUAUAGGAGAGCCCAGCUGGGGAGGGUCAUUGAGCUGUGUCCUGCCUUUAACCGUUGUGCCAUGCGACGGCACCGCCAGCAGUGGGACAGUGCCCCUUCCCAGGACACUGACAGUGCUGUGCCUGACCUGGCAGGGACUGUGCCACAGGGACAAGGACAGUGA